This is a messenger RNA of Impatiens glandulifera, 2026 nucleotides long. RefSeq names its product general transcription factor IIE subunit 1-like. The record is from RefSeq and is a predicted model, not a curated record. The coding region runs from base 225 to 1634 and encodes 469 amino acids. NCBI's taxonomy places the organism in Eukaryota, Viridiplantae, Streptophyta, Magnoliopsida, Ericales, Balsaminaceae. Gene Ontology annotation, cellular component: transcription factor TFIIE complex. The transcript has 10 exons. Gene Ontology annotation, biological process: transcription initiation at RNA polymerase II promoter; transcription open complex formation at RNA polymerase II promoter.
CCUCUCAACUACCGCCCUCCUCCCUCCUGUUGCCGCAGUUCAGGAUUUAGGGUUAUCUUCAUCUACAGUAGCUUCCUCUGUACGGAUCAACUCAUUUGCAGAAAACCUCUGCCUGCAGAAGAUGAUUUAGGGUUCAAUCCGAGACAUUUGAUUUCUACUUAAUUUGAAUUUUCUGAGUAUUUUCGAGUUGUGCUGAAGCGUUUCCUCAAAGCGAUUGAUUCAGAAUGAGUGUCGAACCAUUCAAUCGUUUGGUGAAGCUUGCGGCUAGGGCUUUUUAUGAUGAUAUAACUACAAAGGGAGAGAAUCAACAGCCCAAAACUAUGAGAAGUGAUAACAGGGGCAUUGCUGUUGUGAUACUUGAUGCCCUUACAAGGCGUCAGUGGGUUAGAGAGGAAGAUCUUGCAAAGGAUUUGAAGCUGCACUCAAAACAAUUGCGACGGACCUUACGAUUUUUUGAAGAAGAAAAGCUAGUUACCAGGGAUCAUAGAAAAGAGUCAGCAAAAGGUGCAAAAAUCCACAAUGCAGCUGUAGCUGCUGUGGCUGAUGGACAGUUCAACAGAGAUGGUGAUGACAAGAUUAAGCUGCACACUCACUCUUACUGUUGCCUAGAUUAUGCACAGAUAUUUGAUGUUGUGAGGUAUAGACUGCAAAGAAUGAGGAAAAAGCUGAAAGAUGAAUUGGACAACAGGAAUACAAUUCAGGAGUAUAUUUGUCCCAAUUGCGGGAAGAGAUAUAAUGCUUUGGAUGCAUUGCAACUCAUGUCUCCCGAGGAUGAAGACUUCCAUUGUGAAAGUUGUAACGGAGCACUUGUGGCUGAGAGUGACAAAUUAGCUGCUCAAGAAACAGGAGAUGGAGAUGAAAAUGCUAGAAGGCGACGUCGUGAUAAAUUAAAAGACAUGCUACAAAAGAUGGAGGAGCAGCUGAAACCAUUGUCUGAACAACUGAACAGGGUUAAAGAUUUGCCAGUACCUGAAUUUGGUCCUCUUGCUGCAUGGGAAAUCAGAUAUAGUGCUGCUCGACGAGCAAAUGGUGAUUCUGGUGCUAAUGACUCAAAAAACUCACUGGGUUAUGGUGGAACGCCCAUGCCAUUUGUUGGAGAGACAAAGGUUGAAGUUGCCUUUUCUGGUGAAGAAAAAGGAGAUAUUAAACCUGAGAACUCGAGUGCACCUACGAAAGUAUUGCCACCAUGGAUGAUUAAGCAAGGUAUGAACCUCACAAAAGAGCAGCGUGGGGAGGUGAAAGAGGAGGUGAAGGGGGGAAGUAGUACAUCAACAAAAACAUCUGUGGAGUUUUCAGAUGACAAAAAGUCAAAUAUUUUUGAAGAUAAUAAUAAGAAUAUACAGGAUGAAUAUGUCAAGGCCUAUUAUGCUGCAAUGCAUAAGAGACAGCUUGAACAAGAAGAAGCUUCUAAGAAGCAACAAGAACUUUCCAACGCCGGCGUCUCUGAGCGUCAGGUUGGUAUGAAGUCGAAACGCGCUGAAGAUGAGGUUGAAGAUGAUGGUGUUGAAUGGGAAGAGGUAGCACCAGUAGCAGCAGGUCAAACAGUUGAGAACUACAAGGUGAAUGACUUAAACGUGGAAGCAGCUUCAGGGGAUGAAGAAGAAGAUGAUGAUGAUAUAUGGGAAGAGGGGUGAACUUUUGAGAUACAGGGAUUCGUCUGUCAAGGUGGUUUGGUUAUAUUCUUUUCGGAUCAUCUCGUAGCUUAAAAUCUUGAAGAACUAGGUCUUGUUAAAGCCAUUCAUUGAUGGUGGAGUAAAUAUUGACAGGAUGGUUAUUUUUAUAUGGAGAUGAAGAUGGAACUAGGGUUUCAAAGGGGGUCAACAUCUUGAUUUGCUUUUUCUUUUUGUUGUUGAAUCUAACUUGAUUUAUCUUUAAAAUCAAAGGGGAUUCAAUGAUUUUUUUUCUUUCCUUUUUUGUAACUUGCAACAGUUUACUAUAUUAUUGGCUUUGGACUUAAAUGUCAGAAUUUGUUAAACAGGCAGUAUUUUUUGUACUUUUAUUGCAUCCUUAUUGGUUCAUUAGUGAA